UCGGUCAACGGCUCCGUGGAGACCUACGGGGACUGCGGGGUAUGCCCUAGAGGUCAGAGAACUGAUGACAACAAAAUCUGCCGGGAAUGUAUGGGAUCUCCGGACCGCUACGACUGGCUGUACCUUGGCUUCAUGGCUAUGCUUCCCCUGGUUUUACACUGGUUCUUCAUUGAAUGGUAUUCAGGAAAAAAGAGUUCCAGUGCAUUGUUGCAGCAUGUCACUGCCCUGUUCGAGUGCAGCACUGCAGCGAUCGUUACGCUGCUCGUCAGCGACCCUGUCGGCUCUCUGCAUAUCCGCUCCUGCAAGGUGAAGAAGCUUUCGGACUGGUACACGAUGCUUUACAACCCGAGUCCCGACUACAUCACCACAGUGCACUGCACUCACGAAGCUGUCUAUCCCCUGUACACUAUUGUGUUUAUAUAUUAUGCCUUCUGUCUUGUGUUAAUGAUGCUACUUCGGCCUCUUCUGGUUAAGAAAAUUGCCUGUGGUUUGGGAAAAUCUGAUCGAUUUAAAAGCAUUUAUGCAGCGCUGUACUUCUUCCCUAUCCUCACCGUGCUUCAGGCUGUUGGAGGAGGCCUGCUCUAUUAUGCCUUCCCAUACAUCAUACUGGUGUUGUCUUUGGUUACACUGGCUGUGUACAUGUCUGCAUCUGAAGUGGAGUCUUUCAAGGAUCUUCUUGUCAGGAAGAAAAGGCUCGUUGUCCUCUUCAGCCACUGGUUACUUCAUGCCUAUGGAAUCAUCUCCAUUUCCAAACUGGAUAAGCUUGAGCAGGACCUGCCAUUGCUUGCCUUGGUACCUGCACCUGCCCUCUUCUACUUAGUGACAGCAAAGUACACUGAGCCGUCGCGCAUACUCUCAGAAGGUGGAAAUGGACAUUAAAAGGAGCCUGUGCCAACAACACUGUCCUAAUGAUCUGGGUUAAGCAGUUUUGGUGCUUGAUCCUUUGGAAACUUCUGUUUUAAAAGAAGUUUUUAAUGUACAGACCUAGGUGAAACACCUCUGAGUGAGACUGUAAUAUUAAAAAGCUGCACUUAGUAUUCUUCAUAAGUGUCUGGUAUAGAUUGAAGGGAAUGUCUGUAUUUAUCACUGUGAAUCUGUAUAAAAAGCUUGUGCCACAUUGUAGUACAGCAGUUUGCUUAUAUAUGUUUAUUUCCUAAUACAGUAUUUUAGGUGGUGUUUGAAUAAAACAAUAGAGCCUGGUUUGCAGUAGACUUUCAAUAAAACAAAUAAAACUUAACUAUAAUAUAGAACUUGGUUUUCUCAUC
Molecule: messenger RNA, 1265 nt
Organism: Mesitornis unicolor (brown roatelo)
Lineage: Eukaryota; Metazoa; Chordata; Aves; Mesitornithiformes; Mesitornithidae
Gene: JKAMP
Product: JNK1/MAPK8-associated membrane protein
Exons: 6
Coding region: 91-879 (262 amino acids)
Biological process (GO): response to unfolded protein
Cellular component (GO): membrane
Molecular function (GO): ubiquitin protein ligase binding
Source: RefSeq, a predicted model, not a curated record